Diceros bicornis minor is the source of this 621-nucleotide messenger RNA. RefSeq names its product interleukin 19 (gene IL19). Lineage: Eukaryota; Metazoa; Chordata; Mammalia; Perissodactyla; Rhinocerotidae. The transcript has 5 exons. The coding region runs from base 77 to 580 and encodes 167 amino acids. The record is from RefSeq and is a predicted model, not a curated record.
UGCCAGGUCCACAGGGACCCAGUCGGGGGUCUCUCACUGCUCUCCACUCUUGGUUCCAGCUGACUUCCACCUCUUCAUGCAGGACAUGAAGGCACGGUGUGUUUCCCUCUGGAUCCUGGGCGCGACGCUCUUGCAGUGCUCGGUGCACGCCCGAGGUCUCAGGAGAUGUCUGAUUUCCACGGAUAUGCACCGCGUAGAAGAGAGUUUCCGAGAAAUCAGAAGAGCCAUCCAAGCUAAGGACAGCUUCCAAAAUGUCACCAUCCUGUCUGCAUCGGAGACCUUGCACAGCAUUAAACCCCUAGACGUGUGCUGCGUGACCAGGAAACUCCUGGCAUUUUACAUGGACAGGGUGUUCAAGGACCAUCAGGAGCUGAAGCCCCAAAUCUUGAGAAGAAUCAGCAGCAUUGCCAACUCUUUCCUCUACAUGCAGAAAACUCUGCAACAAUGUGAGCAGAGGCGGUGUCACUGCAGGCAGGAAGCCGCCAACGCAACCAGAAUCAUCCAUGACCACUAUGGUCAGCUGGAGGUCCGAUCUGCUGCCAUUAAGUCUCUGGGAGAGCUCGACAUCUUUCUAGCCUAGACUGGCAAGAAUCAUCAAGGAGCUUCAUCUGCCUGAUGACA